This is a messenger RNA of Oryzias latipes (Japanese medaka), 3047 nucleotides long. Lineage: Eukaryota; Metazoa; Chordata; Actinopteri; Beloniformes; Adrianichthyidae. The record is from RefSeq and is a predicted model, not a curated record.
GAGCUCCUGCAGAGAAUCGGGAACCUCUCUCGGUGUGGAAGCAGCAGGGUUCUGCUGGGUUCUGCUUGCAGGUCCAGCAGCAAAGGAGCCUUCAGUUCAGCUAGAAUCCCUGAGUCCUCCGGUGGAACCGUAGGGUUUCUGAUGGUCCAGAUCAGUGGUUCUGCCGUUCAUCUGCUGAGGCUGCAUUUCUGUCCCUGAAGGACAGGAGAAAGUUAGCGGAACCACGAAGAUCCCGGAUCCGUCUGGAGAACCCGUCCACAUGCAGGACAGACCAGAAUGACGUCGUCUCACUCUCUGAAUGAAGCUGUUUUGUUCUUUUUAAUGAAGAAAAAGUUCUGACUGAGCUGUUUGUAAUUGUUAAAAGCUGAGUUCACAGCUACGGUUCCCCUGUUUGAUCUGUCAGAACCGCAGAUGGAAGAAUCUGAGCAGAACCUUAAGAGCUGAGCGGCUUUUGGUCCCUCCUCUUCUUGCUUUUCCUGUUCUCUGAAGCCGGCGCUGAUCAUCAGAACCAGUACAUCCAACCUUGGCGCCGGGUUCUGAUACCUGCAGACAAGCUUCUAAAACGACCACCAUGUGGCUGUGUUCCUCAAAGCUUCCAGUGAUGUGCAUUCACCUCCUCUGCCUGCUGCUGCUCUUCUUCACUGGCUCCGUCACAGCGCCCCCUGUGGACGGACCACAAGCCCCGCUUAACACAACACAACCCAGCCUCUCCAAGAACUGUAAGAAUGAUUCGAUCUGUAAGAGUGGAUCAGCGGAUGGUUCAUCGCAAACUGGUUCUGAUGGGACCUCAAACCUCAACUACACCAGAACCUCCACUAAUGAGACACAACCUCUGCCCUCCCUAAAUUCCUCUUCCCCCCUUAAGUCCACCAAACUCGGCUCCAGCUUCUUACCUACAGCCACGCCCAGACAAAAUACUGGAGGACCUUCAUCACCCUUUGUGUUGGAACCUAAAACCUCCCCAAAGACUGUGAGCCUUAGGACACCAACACCAUCCACCAAAGCAACUUCAUCCACACCGUCUACAGCAUCACCAAAACCACCCUCUAUAGCACCAAAACCACCGUCUAUAGUACCACCAGCACCACCGUCUACAGUAUCACCAAAACCACCGUCUACAGCACCACCAAAACCACCGUCUACAGCACCACCAAAACCAUCGUCUACAGCACCAUUAGCACCACAGUCUACAGCACCACCAAAACCAUCGUCUACAGCACCACCAAAACCAUCGUCUACAGUACCACCAAAACCAUCGAAACCAUCGUCUACAGUACCACCAAAACCAUCGAAACCAUCGUCUACAGUACCACCAAAACCAUCGUCUGCAGUACCACCAAAACCAUCGUCUACAGUACCACCAAAACCAUCGUCCACAGUACCACCAAAACCAUCGUCUACAGCACCAUCAGCACCACCGUCUACAGCAUCUCCCACAGUAACACCUGCUGCUACAGUAACCAUUCCAUUUUCAUCAUUGGUACCUCAGUCCUCUGCACCCGUCUCUGCUCACACUGCUGCUGACAGCCACACGAAGCCUGUUGCCUUGGUAACGGUUAUGUCUGUGGUAGAAGCAGAGGGGCUCCCUCUGACCCGGCAGCUGGUGGAUACAGCGUCCUUGCUGGCCGUUCUGCUAUUUGGCUUGCUGUUCUUCUUGGUCACGGUGGCGGUUUUUGUCACACAGGCGUAUGAGAGCUAUAGGAGAAAGGACUACACCCAAGUGGACUAUCUGAUCAACGGCAUGUACACAGACUCUGGGGUGUGAGGGCAGCAGGGCGGAGCUCGUUCCUUUACUUUGAGCUGUUUAAGGUGGCAGCAGGUCAGGGGACACCCCUUCUGUCCAAACAGAUCCACCUACAGAGCUUCUUUCUUUCUGCCUUCAUGAUCGUGGAGAUUGUUGACUCUUAAUCAAUCCGCCAAGAGAAAACCAGCAAUUACGUGCAUGCAUGUAGAUUUUGGUAAAGCUCCCAUGGUGGCCCCGCCCCAUGGAUGUUUGGAGCACAAUGCCUGACCUCUGCGAUGCUUCUGAACCAUUUUCCAUUUAAAGAACAUUUCUGCUCACCUGCAGUUUUUGUGAAUCGAGUAUUUCAUGAGGAAGAUUCUUCUUUGACAGCAGGGUUAGACUUUAUCUCCUGCAGGCUGUUCACUUGAAGACGUUAACAGGAAUCCCCAACUGCACAAACCGGGGCUCCUUUUGUUAUUGCUGCUCCCAGGUUUUCACACACAUCCAGAAUCCUGCUGGAACUGAUCCUGAAUCAGUUCCAGUUGGCGGUGCACCACAAGGCGCCACAGGUUGGUGCUCCUGAGCUGCAGAGGUUCAGCUGGAGUUUCCGAUGGAUAAGCAGGCUAUGUUUUGGAUCCGGUUCUUCCGAAGCAGAGAUGGAUCCUGGUCUUAACUCACUCUGGACUGACUUCUGAAAGUGGACCAAAGCUCACAUCUGUUUCUGUGGAAUUGGGAUGCAGACCACACGGCAUGUUUGUGUCUCCUCCCACCGGACUUAAGUAGACUUAAGUUCCUCCAAAAGCUGCUCUCCAGACUCCGGGCUUGUGUUCAGAAGCAGCUGUUCUUGAACAGUGUUUGGGAGUCCCCAUGCACCUCUCACCCCCCAGGUCCGAUUUGUCACCGUGGAGCCUCUGAACUAACAGUAUCCAGUUCUUGUCACUGCUCCCUCUGUCCUCUUUGAUUGUGAUGUUUAAUGUUAAUAACUUACCAAAUAUUCACGUAAGCACAUCUUGAACCAACAAGCCAAGGGAAAUAUAAAGCCAUUAUGAGUUGAUGACAUUGUUUUUUUCUUUUUCUAAUCUAAAGAGUGUUUACGUUUUUGUAAAUGAUGGUUGUGGAGGUGAAUGACGUGCAGAAAAACCUGGUGCCAUAUGAAAAGCAAUGGAGCUUCCAGUGGAUCUAAAUGUUGAGGAUCCUGAAGCCCGGCUGGUGUCCUGGAUGUGGAUUUGUUGUCAGGAAGCAGGACGGGCCUGCUUUGUGCCAAACUGAUGCACUUUGAUUUGUAUUCUGGAGAAAACAAUAAAGAACAAAAAGGAUGAUGGUA